Symbiodinium sp. CCMP2592 is the source of this 3810-nucleotide messenger RNA. The record is from the annotation of a GenBank genome assembly. Lineage: Eukaryota; Dinophyceae; Suessiales; Symbiodiniaceae.
AUGAUGGUGAUGCGAGUGCGAGUGCCAACCUGCCGGCUACUGAAAUUUCGAUUUGUUUUCGCGUUUUUAAACGACUUUUACGUCCUGGAUGUGGUGGCUGGAGAGGUCGAAGCUACCCGCGGGAUAGCGUCCAAUCACGGCAGAACACAGAGUGCCAGUGCCGCCCAAGGUGGCCGACCACAGUAUGCCCAUCGGGCAUGCGGCAUCCGGCUUUCAGCCAAGCGUGGGCGAGACAAGCGUCUGCCGGAGGAGAAUCGGUUGCUCAACCUUGUUGUAGCAGGGGAAGCAGCAUCACAUGAUGACUGGGAGGCUGCUGGUGGACAGGUGCAAGAGCCGGGCACUCCCCCGCCAGAGCGCCGCCGCCCCGUCGCCUUUCCUGGCACAGCCGGCCGUUCCGAGUGUAAAGCGCUAGCUGUUGGCGCCCCUCGGCUGCCAUUGGCUGUGCUCCUGGUCUGGGCCUCAGCCUUUCCCGUGCGUUUCUCACUGCCGUUUUUUGCCAGUGAUCAAGUGACGGCCGGCCGUCGGCGCCUCCAGGCUGCCGCAGGCUGUGCUUUUCACUCGGCUCUUUCCCUGUCAGGUCGUGCUGGCAGUUUUUUAUUUCCAAUUUACAUCAAGCCGGGCCCCUUGGGGACCACCUUUGCAACUGCCAGCUCAAUUUCGGUUGUUUGCGCCUCCGGGCUGCCGCCGCAUUGGGCUCAGCUGGCGACGACGGCCGCUGGCACAGCACACAGCCAUCGGGCUGCUGCCGCGGCCGCCGAGCUGCGGGCUUCAACCGCUAACGCAACAGUCGUUCCCCAGUCUGUCGGCCGCUGGCGCUCCCUCGGGCAGCCGCGGCGUUCGCGCGAUGCCUCUCCAGCUGCCCGCCGCAACCUCACUGCCCACGCCGUCCCAGCCGGCAGUGCGCCUGCCUUGGCAGCCACUGGCCGUGGUGACGCGCGUGGCGCAGCGUCCGUCGUUACAGUGCUGGACGACACGCCCCCCAACACUCCGCGGGAGUCCGACAUCUCCCUCAACACGCCGCCCGCUUUCCCAGAGGCGGACUUGUGUGCGAUCUGCCUGGACCCCAUCGACCCCACAACCACCGGCGAGGCAUCAGCAGUCCUCCACCCGACGUGCGCCCGCCACCGCUUGCACCUCGCGUGUCUUGCGCAGCAGCGGGCCCAACCCGAUGCUCCAGCAGACAUGCACUGCCCGGUCUGCGCUGCGGGAGGCUGGGCCGAUGCCGACGACCAAUGGUUGCGAGCGGCGUGUGCGGCACGGGGGAUCGAGGCGCCCACACGGCUGCCCGCCCCUUCCACCGUGCGCCAGGGCAUAGCGGACUAUACGAUCCGCACAUUCACAUCCAACGAUGCGCCCGAACCUCAGCCACCAACUCAUGUGCGCGUGCUCUGCUGCCGCCGAGUCGCAGCCGUGCGUGGGGACGAAGGGGAAAUCAACUUCGUUGAGCUCCCGGACCGGAGAAUGCAGUGGUCACCCAUCGCCGUCCGCGGCGACACCGGCAUCAUGGCAUGGCGAUUGUCGUGGGCUUGCCCGCGCUGCUCGCGAGUCCUGGACUGGGAAGAGGCUGCGGUGCUUGCCGACGCUGGCACGCCCUGUGCCGACUGUCGCCGGCCUCGGAGUUGGGAGUUCGACGCCACAGCUCGCACUGCCUGUUUGUGCUGCGCUUGCGGACGGCAGCCGCAGCCGAUCGCCGGGGCACCCGAGGCGCUCGCCGGACUCCCCGAUGCGCCUGCCAGCGAUCCAGCCCCCGUGCGCGGGUCGUGGUACGAAGUCGGCCCGCCAGCAGGGAACCCGCACUCAGCCACAAACUCCUGGUUGUUCGUCCCGCUCCUGCACGCCGCGUGCGGCACCCUGUCCCCGCGAGCCGUCGAAGCAUGGAGCCGUGAGGAGCGCUGCCAGCCCUGGUGGGGUGAAGCACGCCACACGCUCCUUCAUUCGGCUCCGGUUGCGGCCGCCCUGCUCCUCGAUGCCCUUCGCGAGGCAGCUGCCCGGCACCACACUCCGCCUCCCCAAAGCAUCAUCGCUGCAGCCCAGGCCUUGCCCUCCGGCGCUGAGCUGCAUUUAGGUUGGGUCGUUCGUCAGCUCGCCUCUGCCGACGGCUACAUCCAUGCAGCAGCGCAGGAAGUGUGUUUGCAACUGUAUGGGGGGCUGAGUUUUGCUGCGAACCUCGACCGCUUCUCUGAUGCCUUUCGCCGCGACGACGAGGCGCCGGUCCCUCCUGCACCCGCUGGCCCGCGUCCCGCCGCUGCAGCCCUCGGUGCACGGCAGUCUGACGGUGACGAUUCGCUGCCGUUGUUUCGGAGCGCGCCCCGGGCGCUGCCCAGCAAAGGCGUGGGCGAGGCGGAGGGCGUCGCGGCCGCAGAGCAGCACGCGGCGGAGCAACGGGUUGGCGCUGCUUCCACAGGCGUGCGCCUCGGCCUCGAGCAGCUCGACGACAUUGAUCUCGCCUUUGAGCUGCGCCGCCGGACACUCACACUCCAAAGCGCUCCGACCCAACUUCGAGGCAUUCUCCGUUAUGCGCUGCGGACGGGGUUGGAGCAGGCCGUCGCGGGCCCCGGGCCGGACGACACAACCCGUGGCUGGAAACUCUUUUUCUUGGCACCCCGCAUGCUGCUGCACCGCGAGCCCGGCCAAUCGCGCAUCGAACCCGCCGAGCUCGAGCGGCGAGCGGAUGCUUUCCGCCGCGGCGAAUGGCCCUCGCUUCUCCGCGCAGCCUGCGCCGCACCUCCCGCACAGCCUACCCCGCGCUCACUUGCUGAUGGGGCCGACCCGGAACGUCGAGCGGCGCGCGCCACCGCGCUCGUCCACUUGGGGGAACUCUCUGCAGCGACUCGGGCCCUCACUGCUGAGCCACUCGCCGCCGGCAACCAAUCUACGCUCGCUGAACUCCGGGACCCCAGCCGCCGACCUCAAACACCAGUCGUGCCACUCAGCCCGGAGGUGCUCAACCAUGUCGCGGAGCCAUGCCCCAUGCCAGACACGCUCCUGCUGGCCAACCUGCGCGCGGCCCGGCGAGGCUCGGCCGCAGGCCCUUCAGGCAUGACUAAUGAGCACCUGCGCUUGCUGCUGGACGACCCCGACGACUUCACCUUGCUCCACCAGGCAGCACUUCGGUUCGCCAAUGCUGACGUGCCGGCACCUGUUUUGGCAGCCGCACGCCUUGGACGAAUCGUAGCUCUCCGGAAGCCGAAUGGCCGGGUGCGCGCGCUCGUCGUCGGGGAUGUUUUUCGCCGCCUCGUCGCCCGAGCCUUGGCACAGCACUUCGCGGAGGACACCGUGAUGUAUUCGAUCACGUUUGUUGUGGGAGCAUGCCGAACACUGCUCGUACACAGGGCAGGGCGAGUCAUGGAGUUUGGAUUGACGGAAGAGCAGGUCCGCGUGUACACAGAGGCAUUCAAUGACAUGGACAAAAAUCACACCGGUGUCCUGCAACCAACGGAGCUGGGGAUCUUGAUGCGAUCGCGUGGGCAUACGCUGUCAGAUGAGGAUAUGCGGGACCUGGCGGCUGACAGGCACGGGACCGUCACCCUUGCAGACUUUCUACAAAUCAUGGCGAAGCGCGAGCAGGAUGUGCUCCUUCAGCAGAAGCUUGCUCAAGCUUUUGCGGUCUUUGACAAAGAUGGGAGUGGUUUCAUCAGCGUCAAUGCAGAGAGUGAUUUCCGCAAGCAAAUGACGUCGUUAGGAAGCAACCCAUUCACCGACGAGCAGUUCGAAAACUUCCUGAGCGAGUACAGGGCCGAAGCUGCUUCACAACAUCCAGCAGAACAGGACGGCUUGGUGGACUACCAGGCCGACCGAGUUGAAACUUGA